Biomphalaria glabrata is the source of this 687-nucleotide messenger RNA. RefSeq names its product collectin-10-like. The transcript is spliced from 3 exons. The record is from RefSeq and is a predicted model, not a curated record. NCBI's taxonomy places the organism in Eukaryota, Metazoa, Mollusca, Gastropoda, Planorbidae. The coding region runs from base 1 to 687 and encodes 228 amino acids.
AUGUGCUGGAAUCCAUUGAAGAACAGUUUCUUUGCUGUUAGUGUUAAUGUUUACAAGGGCUGUCCUGAGUUGCUGUAUAUAGGAAGUAUCCGAGUUUUUCAGGCUUUGAAGGACUGUUUUGGCAUCAGUCAGUACUCACAAGCAUGUUACAGUUUCCUGUAUAACGACAAUACCAAAUGGUGUACACCAGGCGGCAAGUUAUCUCCCUUACAGCCUGAACCAACUUUACAAGAAGGUGACCUCUAUGUACUGCUGAGUGAUGACGCCUAUGACGGGUUCAGUUUACGAGCUUUGAAUGAGACGACGGCAAAUGUUGCCCGAUACAAUAAGAAAGUUAAUUAUACAGUCGCUCAAGAAACAUGUCAAUGUAUGAAGUCCUCACUAUAUGUUCCCAAGACCACAGACAAAUUUCAACUUCUGCUGGCUUUACUUAACACGUCAAGCGGGGUAAAUCACUGGAUAGGGAUGAAUGACAUUGAAAUUGAAGGUCAAUUCGUAUGGACAGACGACGGACAGGUCGUUGAUAAAGGAUUGAUGUUAGAACUCUUUGAGAACGGAAAACCUGACAAUUACGGCGGCCUGGAAGAUUGUGUUAUGAUCACUUUUUAUAAGCUCAAGGGAAGAUCAUUCCUUGAUGAUCUUUAUUGUUCUGCCAACAGAUCAUUUAUAUGCGAGAAGUAUCUUUAA